Messenger RNA from Triticum turgidum subsp. durum (durum wheat), 537 nucleotides. Lineage: Eukaryota; Viridiplantae; Streptophyta; Magnoliopsida; Poales; Poaceae. The record is from the annotation of a GenBank genome assembly.
AUGGUCGCGUGGGAGAACUUCAAUGGGAGAUCAGACACAGUAUUUUGUGGAGUUUUUGAUGGUCAUGGUCCACAUGGCCAUCUCGUCGCGCGGAAAGUAAGAGAUACUCUCCCUUUGAAGCUGUGUGAUUUGAUAUAUGAUGACUAUGGGGAGAGCCCAACCAGCAAUUCAGAUGGAUCAGUUUUAGAAGAGAGUUUAUCUCCAUACCCAGAUGCAGAGGACAAGUCUCCCACAUUCACCGCACAGAAAGAAGAACAUCUAGAAUUCUUUGACUCAAUGAAAGAGUCUUUCCGAAAAGCUUUUAGAGUUAUGGAUAAGGAGCUUAAAUUACAUCGGAACAUAGAUAGCAUUUGCAGUGGAACUACCGCAGUUACUUUAAUUAAACAGGGUCAGGAUCUUAUUGUCGGGAAUCUAGGUGACUCUAGAGCUGUAUUAGGCACUAGAGAUCAGAACGGUCAUUUGGUUGCCCAUCAGUUGACAGUUGACCUGAAACCUGAUCAUCCAAGUAAAUAUCUUUCACUCUCAAGUUUAAAUUAA